CGGAUUUGAAUAAAGAGUUACAUUUGCCUUACUAUUUCAUAAAUUUAGCCCUGACUCAGUUCCUACACUAUAAAUAGUUUCAAUUUCCGGCUUUUCCAAAACGCAUAAAAGACAACAAGUUUUGCCCAAACUCUUUUAUUAUUCAAACACCUUUUUUUAAAAUGGAAAAAAUUACACUCUACUACUUUCUUGUUGGCGACAAAGUCACUCGCGCUCGUGGUGAAAAUGUAAAGUUGUUACUUGAAGACGCAGGUUUAGAUAAUGAGUAUGUUCGUCUGAGUAGAGAUGAUAAUUGGUACGCCAAGAAGGCUCAGCUUAUCGAAGAAGGUUUCCUCUCUCCCACUCUCCCUUAUAUUGAGGUUGGAGGCAAAAAGUUCGGCAAGACUAUUCCAAUCAUGCAAUACAUCUCUGUGAAGUUGGAUAAUAAAUAUCAUGGUUCAAAUGCUGAAGAAGAUCAGUACUUGGCUUAUGUUGCUGAAAUUACCAACGAAUGGUUCGAGUGCCUGAAAAACGCCUUCUUUGGUACUGAAGAGAAAAAAGAGCAUCACAAAAAUGUUGUAACACCUGGCUAUGUUGAUUUGUUUGAAAAAUCCUAUGCCAAACAUAGCGGACCUUAUAUUCUUGGUGAAAAGAUCACCUACCCUGACUUUUUGAUCUAUCACCUUCUUGAUGAUGAUUUGGCUCUUAAUCGUUUGGAUGGUUCACCUAACCUUCAGAAAUUUGUUGAAGCUUUUGAACAACGUCCUAAUAUUAAGAAGUAUCUUGCUACCCUUCCUGCUUAUUCACCUAAAUAAUAAAAGUUCGUUUUUAAUAAUUAA
Messenger RNA from Mucor mucedo, 818 nucleotides. Its product is annotated as glutathione S-transferase. The transcript is spliced from 4 exons. Bases 162 to 794 code for a protein of 210 amino acids. Lineage: Eukaryota; Fungi; Mucoromycota; Mucoromycetes; Mucorales; Mucoraceae. The record is from RefSeq and is a predicted model, not a curated record. Gene Ontology annotation, biological process: glutathione metabolic process. Gene Ontology annotation, molecular function: glutathione transferase activity.